This is a messenger RNA of Macadamia integrifolia, 2355 nucleotides long. RefSeq names its product subtilisin-like protease SBT4.4. NCBI's taxonomy places the organism in Eukaryota, Viridiplantae, Streptophyta, Magnoliopsida, Proteales, Proteaceae. Gene Ontology annotation, molecular function: serine-type endopeptidase activity. The coding region runs from base 37 to 2226 and encodes 729 amino acids. Gene Ontology annotation, biological process: proteolysis. The transcript is spliced from 9 exons. The record is from RefSeq and is a predicted model, not a curated record.
CUGUCUCCCUCAUCAUCCUUGCAUGUUUCUGUGUUAAUGGUUCUUAAGCCAUAUUCUAGGUUCUAUCUCAUUGUAUUGAUCAUGUUUAUAUUGUUGAUGGCCAUGCAGGUCUAUAUUGUGUACAUGGGUGCACUUUCUAAAGGUGAAGAAUAUUCACUUACAUCUCAGCACCUUAGCAUGUUAGAGGAAGUUCUUGAGGAUAGCAAUAAAGCCAACAACUUUGUGCGAAGCUAUCAAAGAAGUUUUAAUGGAUUUGCAGCGAAACUCAAUGAACAAGAAAGACAAAAGCUUGCCAGCAAGGAAGGUGUAGUAUCUGUUUUCCCUAGUAGGAUUCUCCAACUUCACACAACUAGGUCCUGGGACUUCAUUGGUUUGUCCAAGGAUGUUAAAAGAAUACCCAAGGCUGAAAGUGAUGUGAUUGUUGGUGUUCUUGACACUGGAAUAUGGCCAGAAUCUGAAAGUUUUAGUGACGAAGGAUUUGGCCCUCCUCCUAAGAAAUGGAAAGGUGUUUGUAAAGGAGGCAAUAAUUUUACAUGCAACAACAAGAUCAUUGGUGCACGAUUUUACUCUAAUGAAAGUAAUUCAGUGAGGGAUACAGAAGGACAUGGGACACAUACUGCCUCCACAAUUGCCGGUAACUUAGUAUCUAAUGCGAGCUUUUAUGGAGUAGCCCAAGGGAAUGCACUGGGAGGUGUACCAUCAGCAAGGAUUGCAGCUUACAAAGUUUGCAAUCCAGAAGGUUGCGCUGGAAGUGAUAUCCUUGCUGCUUUUGAUGAUGCCAUUGCGGAUGGAGUAGACAUCAUCUCAGUUUCACUAGGAGGGAGGACUGUCAUUGACUUUGAUUCAGAGACCAUAGCAAUCGGGGCAUUUCAUGCCAUGCAGAAUGGCAUCCUCACAUCACAGUCUGCUGGAAAUAGUGGUCCGAAUAGGCAAACAACCACAAGUGUUGCACCUUGGAUACUAUCUGUCACGGCAAGCAAUACAGACCGCCAUAUCAUUGAUAAAGUAGUCCUAGGAGAUGGAAAGGUCCUUAAGGGUAAUUCCAUAAAUUCUUUUACUUUGAAUGGAACAAAGCAUCCAUUGGUAUAUGGAAAAGAAGUAGCAACAGCAGAAUGUGAUGAAGAAGCGGCUCGACUUUGUUCCAAAUUCUGCUUAGAUAGUGGUUUGGUGAAGGGAAAGAUUUUGUUGUGUGAUCAGUCAACUAAAGGAGAAGAAGCACAGCAAGCUGGUGCUCUAGGGACAGUAAUGACAGCUGAUGGAUAUGACUUUUCUUUUAUAUAUCCUUUACCUGCAAUACAGUUAAGCUCCCAAACUGCAGAGCAGGUCAAGUCUUACAUAAAUUCCACAAAAAACCCUACAGCAAACAUCUUGAAGAGUGAGGCAGAAAAUGAUUCAUCUGCCCCAACUGUUGCUUCAUUCUCUUCCCGUGGACCAAAUGGGGUUACACCAGAUAUUCUCAAGCCAGAUAUAAGCGCCCCAGGAGUAGAUAUCUUGGCUGCAUUUUCACCUCUACGUUCACCGUCAAAUACUCCUACUGAUGUAAGGAAAGCGAAGUACAGUAUAUUAUCUGGGACCUCCAUGUCAUGUCCUCAUGCUACCGGUGCCGCCGCUUAUGUUAAAUCUUUUCAUCCCAAUUGGUCACCUUCUGCCAUCAAAUCUGCACUCAUGACCACUGCUUGGCCAAUGAAUGCCACCAGGAACCCGGAUGCUGAAUUUGCUUACGGUGCUGGCCAUAUCAAUCCAGUGAAAGCUAUAAAUCCUGGUCUGGUAUACGAAAUCCUAAAUGAUGACUACAUCAAAUUCCUCUGCAAUAUAGGCUGGGAUACCAAGAGGGUUAGAAUUAUAUCAGGAGACAACAGCAGUUGUCCCCAAGGCACUAAAGGAACGCCAUUGGAUCUCAAUUAUCCAUCAAUGACAGCUUAUCUUCAACAACAAGAUAAGCCUUUUGCAAUUAAUUUUACGAGGACAGUUAAGAAUGUUGGUUCAGCAAACUCCACAUACAAAACAUCAGUCAUCACUUCCCAUUCUGACAUUAAAAUCAGUGUUGAGCCUAGUGUUCUCUCUUUCAAAUCAUUGAAUGAGGAUAAAUCAUUUGUAGUGACUGUAUCUGGAAGUAAAUUAGACCCAAAGACGUCUAUGGCAUCUGCAUCACUGGAGUGGUCCGAUGGCACUCAUAGUGUGAGAAGUCCGAUUGUUGUGCACUCAUUUUCCGGUGCUUCUAUAUAGUUAUUUGUAUAAAGUUUUGAUUCAUGAUAGAAGCAUAUAAAAUCACUACAGAUGGCAAGUGGAAUGUGCUUUAGAUAAUAAAAUUCAAUAUCUAUUAAUUCAUGUUGCAAUUUUUAGUUUAAUUAUCAU